CCUGGCUGGUUCUUGGGAUAACAGUGGGCCUGGUGGGAGGUCUGGGAAAGCCCUGCAGGUCUUCGUGCAGCCGAGCCUGCCCGGCUCCUCACUCUGGCAAGCCUCCUCCUGGACUCACUUCUGUCGCACGCCCCCACGCAAAAAUGUCGGCGCUUAUGUUCGGGCAAUUACGGGCCCAUCUCUCUCGCGUGCGCCACGGCGCGUACUUAGUCUCUGGGUCACAUGAUGCCUGUCAUGGCCGCCUCCGUGGCCCGGGGAGGUGUGAGUGCUGGGUUCCUGCUGCGGGCGGCCAGGGGUGCCUGGUGGUGCCGACCCGGGGGUUUUUGGGGGUCCGGGGAGGCGGCGGCGGCGCCUGCGACAGCCAAGAAGUUCCGGGCGACAGGGUGAACGUGGUGUUCGUAGACCGGUCAGGCCAACGGAUUCCGGUGAGCGGCAGAGUCGGGGACAAUGUUCUCUACCUGGCCCAGCGCCAUGGGGUGGAUCUGGAAGGAGCCUGUGAAGCCUCCCUGGCGUGCUCCACCUGCCACGUGUAUGUGAGCGAGGACCACCUGGACCUUCUGCCUCCUCCUGACGAGAGGGAGGACGACAUGCUGGACAUGGCCCCCCUCCUCCAAGAGAACUCCCGGCUGGGCUGCCAGAUUGUGCUGACACCUGAGCUGGAAGGGGCUGAAUUCACCCUGCCCAAGAUCACCAGGAACUUCUACGUGGACGGCCACGUCCCCAAGCCCCACUGACUCAGGCAGCUGGAUGGUCCCAGACACUCACGGCCCCAGGGCCAGGACUGGAGGAAUAGCCAAGUUGCCAGCCCCGCCCAGAGCACGGGACAGGCCCGGGAGAGAUGGCGGAAGCAACCGGAAGGCCAGAACGCGUGCUUCAGAGAGAUCCCGCGUCCAGGCUCUGGUGGGGACAGGGCCCCUGUUGGGUCAGCCUCCCCCAAACCCCUGAAAAUGGGGGUGUGGAUAGGGGUGGAACCUAAUCGGAGAGAUAAUAAAACCGGCUCACAGAC
Molecule: messenger RNA, 1006 nt
Organism: Orcinus orca (killer whale)
Lineage: Eukaryota; Metazoa; Chordata; Mammalia; Artiodactyla; Delphinidae
Gene: FDX2
Product: ferredoxin 2
Exons: 4
Coding region: 144-734 (196 amino acids)
Biological process (GO): P450-containing electron transport chain; positive regulation of oxidoreductase activity
Cellular component (GO): mitochondrion
Molecular function (GO): 2 iron, 2 sulfur cluster binding
Source: RefSeq, a predicted model, not a curated record